Coregonus sp. 'balchen' is the source of this 25901-nucleotide messenger RNA. NCBI's taxonomy places the organism in Eukaryota, Metazoa, Chordata, Actinopteri, Salmoniformes, Salmonidae. The record is from the annotation of a GenBank genome assembly.
AGGAAACAGAGUUGUGAUGUGGCUAACAUGGGAUAAACCAGAAAUGGAUGUGCAAGUAUUUUCUGUUAAAACCAUCGUUUUGCUGUUUAAAAGCAUUAUUUGAAGAAUGAAAGGCUUCGGGUAUCAUCUUGCAAUUUGUCUUUUAUUGACGUGGCCAAAUUCGUGCGUGACAGAACGAGUUGAGAGACAAACAUCGUUAUUAGAUUUGCACGAGAGAGACGAUGUUGGAUUGGAACAGGAUCAUACAAUUAUUCCCGAUGACAAAAAAAUAUCACCGAGAAACGAAGGAAAUAUACCUGCUGCCAACCCGCAACAAGACGGCCACGCAGAGCAAUCAAUCAGGUGUGAUUAUAGCUACCUUUGCUUUUGAAUGCGUUGCCCUAGACUGCAACGGGUGAAACAGCUGUCGUUAUUCGUGGAUGGCGUUUGUAGAGCAAGGGUAACGUUAGGGGAGCUGACUAAACUCCACUUCAUGGUGAAGGAAGUUAAAGUUAAUCAGAAACUCCCUUCACCAUGGAGUGGAGUUUAGUCAGCUACGGUAGUGUUUGGUAGGCCUAGGUGACCCAUUGCAUACGGUCGGUAGCCUACCUAAAAUGAAGUCUUGUACGCUUCCUCCCCAAGCCUGGGGACGAGGUUACCUAAAAUGUAAUGUCAGUAACGAUACUCCUUUACAUUGAGACAGCCUUAUGACACAGAAUAACAACACACACUGACAAAUUACUCUCAAAUGACACCGAUAUAUGCAGGCUAGAGCAGAGUGCACUACACCUGACCAGAGCCAGGUGCAGUUUUGUUUUGACCGUAGUGUGUAGUAGCGUAUUUGCAUCUGACAGUGCACUAGCCUACUUCUGAACAAUGUGCCCACUAUGGGAUAGCAUAGGAUGUCUCAAAAGGACACACACAAAAAAGAUAACUCUUCUUCUGUCUCCUUGUUCCAGCCUGUUAAACGACACAGAUAACUACAGUAAUGGCACCCUCCACGCUACCACUGUGGGUGUCAAGGCAACCCCUAAGCCAACCCCUAAACCCAUCCUGCCUGGUGCUGGGGUCAAGGCCCAGGAGGAGGAACAGUCCAGCGGGAUGACCAUAUUCUUCAGCCUACUGGUCAUCGGUCAGUAGUGUCUGUCCAUCUUCUUCAGAAUUUUUUUUUUGUGACUGUCUGCCUCCCUCUCUUUUCCUCUAAUGGUGACCAAAGCUCCUAUGGAUUUUUAAUCCUUUGUUUUUUAGAUCGAGAAGAAAGUACUAAAUUGUAUAUCCUAUAUUAUGUGUUCAUGGCCAUUUAUCCAUACCCCAUUGCUGCAACACUUAAACACUACCACUCCCUCCAAUUAGGGUGAUUCCUCACGAAACUAUAACAUAAAAUAAAUACACUUUUUUUGGAUUUUCACUACAUUUAAUCCAUAGGUGGGUCCUUUGCAGGAAGGAUUAUUGACAUACACUACUGUUCAAAAGUUUGGGGUCACUUAGAAAUGUCCUUGUUUUCCAUGAAAACAUACAUGAAAUGACUUUGAAUAGGAAAUGUAGUCAUUGACAAGGUUAGAAAUUAUGAUUUUUAUUAUAAAUAAUAAUUGUGUCCUUCAAACUUUGCUUUUGUCAAAUAAUCCUCCAUCUGCAGCAAUUACAGCCUUGCAGACCUUUGGCAUUCUAGUUGUCAAUUUCUUGAGGUAAUCUGAAGAGAUUUCACCCCAUGCUUCCUGAAGCACCUCCCACAAAUUGGAUUGGCUUGAUGGGCACUUCUUACGUACCAUACGGUCAAGCUGCUCCAACAACAGCUCAAUAGGGUUGAGAUCUUCAGUUUCUUGGCAAUUUCUCGCAUGGAAUAGCCUUCAUUUCUCAGAACAAGAAUAGACUGACAAGUUUCAGAAGAAGGUUAUUUGUUUCUGGCCAUUUUGAUCCUGUAAUCGAACCCACAAUUGCUGAUGUUCCAGAUACUCAACUAGUCUCAAGAAGGCCAGUUUUAUUGCUUCUUUAAUCAGCACAACAGUUUUCAUCUGUGCUAACAUAAUUGUAAAAAUGAUAAACUUGGAUUAGCAAACAUAACGUGUCAUUGGAACACAGGACUGAUGGUUGCUGAUAAUGGGCCUCUGUACGCCUAUGUAGAUAUUCCAUAAAAAAUCAGCCGUUUCCAGCUACAAUAGCCAUUUACAACAUUAACAAUGUCUACACUGUAUUUCUGAUCAAUUUGAUGUCAUUUUAAUGGACAAAAAAAAUAGCUUUUCUUUCGAAAACAAGGACAUUUCUAAGUGACCCCAAACCUUUGAAUGGUAGUGUAUAUUUGACAUUUGUAGCUUAUGAAAAACAGAAAGAAAAAUGCUGCUCAUGCUCCCAGGUGAUAUUUAUUUAUAACCACGUUUCGACCCUUAGGUCUUCUUUAGGUAUCCAUAUCCCAGGUGAGGGUGGAAGGUCCUAUAUAUAGGGGCAGUACUCAGUGACAUCACUUCCUGAAACAGGAGGUAAAAAAUUGUAGCUUAAAGCAUAAUUGAAGUGGGAACAUAAUGCUCUAUGGAUUAAAUUAUGUGAAAAUCCAUAAAUCAUGGUCAUUUUGUUCUAGUUUCAUGAGGAAUCACCCAUUUAGUAGUGUUUUGGAGGAAGCAAGGAAUGGAUGACGGGGAUGGAUGUGGCUUCACUUCAGACAAUCUAGAGAGGAUGCACUCAGUCCCUGGAGAUGUUCUGCCUCUUAGGAAUUUAAUUCCUCUGCAUUAGUAUCGAUUAGUGCAGCCUCCAGGGUUAGAUGAUGUGUUCUAAAUCAGAUGACUAGUGUUUCCCAAAUGGUGGGUCAGUCAGAGGUUGUGGCUGAAUCAUUUUGUUGUGGUUUAGGACUGGAUCCUGGACUGGUUCCUAGACUAGAUAUAGUAUAUUUGUUGUGUUUAGUCAGUGGGUCACACGUACAUAAAGGUUUAGUUGGAUGGGAGCAGAGCACAAUAAAAUAUAAAGUCCAUAGAAUUAAUUCAACAAAACCAAAACAAUUGUACUGUAUAGUAUAUGAGGCUCUGUCAGGAAAGCUAGCCUACAUAAUGCUUAACACUUCCAUGAGCUGCCAAUUCAUCUUUAGUGAAAGUCAUCCUUUAAGUGAGGGGUUUAAAUGUGUUGAGUGCUUCCUUAUUCCUAAAUAAUCGUUAGCCUAUUGGCUACACUACAGCUUUCAGGAAAUGACUCAAGACCCACAAUCAUUAGUCUAGCUCAUUAGUAAAAGGGAAAACCAAAGUGUUUGGUCCACAGAUUGAUGCAAGCCAUCUACCCUGACGGUUUUCAACUUUAUUUUCACGACACACAAAUGGAAGUAGUGUUGAUCAGCAUAAUUCAGCACUUUGGGAGAUAAGAGGUUAGACAUUUGAUGCUGUGAAUAAAUAGGAUACACCACAAGGCCACACUGUCUCUGUUCAGCAAGGAUGCUGUACACCCACAGAACAUAGCAAGUGAUUCAAAUGAAAUGUUCUUUCUCCAACCAAUUAAUGUUUAUUUGAGACUGUCCUGGAUGUGAGCUAACCUCUGUAACACUUUAUUUGGAUAGUCCAUCUGUAGAUGCUCUACAGACCAUCAGUAACAUUUCAACUAUCUGCUAACCCUAGCGCUAACCUUAACCCUUAUCCUAACCUUAAACCUAACCCUAAACUCAACACUUACCCUAACCCUUAUUCUAAACCUAACCUUAGCAAGCAGUUGCUUAUCAGCAGAUAGUUUGUUGAUAAUAUCACAAUUUGUGGAGCAUCUACAGAUGGAAUAUCCGGACUACCCAAAUAGUGUGACCCUAACCUCUCCUUUCUGUGACCUUUGAUCCUUCAUGUCGCAUGAUGUUGAUGAUGUCAUGUCCUAGAUUUUCCCCUAUAUUUAUCUAUACUGUCAUAGUGUGUGUGUGGAUACAGUCAGUGUGGAAAAGAGAAGAAAAGAGUGUACGGUUCCAUAUAGACACAUUACUUAGUUAUCUGUAAUGUUACCUUGGCCUGUAUCAUACAGAAGAACCUUCUUACACAAACGUUUUGAAAUUAAUAAAAGAACACUGACACAUUGACCUCUACUUUAUUAGACACUAUUUGCAUGUUAGACUAAUCUGCAAUAUUCUACUUUGUCUAUGUUGGCCUAAGCACAUGGAUUGGUUCCAUUUAAGUCAAAUUGUGAAAUUAAGCUGUAAUAACAUAAUUGCAUUCCUCAUCCUCAGCAUUUUUGGUUUUCUUGAGGAAGUCACAUUGUCUCAAAUACUGUAUUUUGUCUAUUAAAGUGUGAUCUUAACUAUGUUUCAUUCCCACAUUGACACUGUCCCAUUGUAUCGUUUUUCUCAGGUAUCUGCAUCAUAUUGGUGCACCUGCUUAUUAAGUUCAAACUGCACUUCCUACCGGAGAGUGUGGCUGUUGUAUCCUUAGGUAAGUACCAUGUGUGAUGUGCAAUGUAUGUUGUACUCCUUUAGGUUCAUACUGUUUGAGCACUUAUUGGGUCUAAAUGUUAUUCUACAUCAUUGACUUGCAUUGGCUUGUUUUGCGAGACAUAUCAGUAUAGACAAGUUAAUUAAACUUACUUUUCAAAACUGCUUGAUUUUCUUAUCUAUUUUUUCUUGUCUUACUAUUUUAUUUUAUUCAUUUAUUACACCAUUAUUUCUGUCUUACAAACCCUAUUGGGUUGGACUGUUAUUUCAGCACAUCCACACUCUCUCUCUGUGGAGGUAGAGUAUGUCAUAUCUCCAUUUAGAUCUUUGCAAGGUCACGGCGUCGGCAACAGAAAUAGCCUCGCAGGUUCACACAGUCAUAGUAGAAUACAGUUGAAGUCGGAAGUUUACAUACACCUUAGCCAAAUACAUUUAAACUCAGUUUUUCACAAUUCCUGACAUUUAAUCCUAGUAAAAAGUCCCUGUCUUAGCUCAGUUAGGAUCACCACUUUAUUUUAAGAAUGUGAAAUGUCAGAAUAAUAGUAGAGAGAAUGAUUUAUUUCAGCUUUUAUUUAUUUCAUCACAUUCCCAGUGGGUCAAAGUUUACAUACACUCAAUUAGUAUUUGGUAGCAUUGCCUUUAAAUUGUUUAACUUGGGUCAAACGUUUCGGGUAGCCUUCCACAAGCUUCCCACAAUAAGUUGGGUGAAUUUUGGCCCAUUCCUCCUGACAGAGCUGGUGUAACUGAGUCAGGUUUGUAGGCCUCCUUGGUCGCACACACCUUUUCAGUUCUGCGUGUUUCAGGGCUUUGUGAUGGCCACUCCAAUACCUUGACUUUGAUGUCCUUAAGCCAUUUUGCCACAACUUUGGAAGUAUGCUUGGGGUCGUUGUCAAUUUGGAAGACCCAUUUGUGACCAAGCUUUAACUUCCUGACUGAUGUCUUGAGAUGUUGCUUCAAUAUAUCCACAUAAUUUUCCUUCCUCAUGAUGCCAUCUAUUUUGUGAAGUGCACCAGUCCCUCCUGCAGCAAAGCACCCCCACAGCAUGAUGCUGCCACCCCUGUGCUUCACGGUUGGGAUGGUGUUCUUCGGCUUGCAAGCAACCCCCUUUCUCCUCUAAACAUAACAAUGGUCAUUAUGGCCAAACAGCUCUAUUUUUGUUUCAUCAGACCAGAGGACAUUUCUCCAAAAAGUACGAUAUUUUUCCCCAUGUGCAGUUGCAAACCGUAGUUUGGCUUUUUUAUGGUGGUUUUGGAGCAGUGGCUUCUUCCUUGCUGAGCGGCCUUUCAGGUUAUGUCGAUAUAGGACUCGUUUUACUGUGGAUAUAGAUACUUUUGUACCUGUUUCCUCCAGCAUCUUCACAAGGUCCUUUACUGUUGUUCUGGGAUUGAUUUGCACUUUUUGCACCAAAGUACGUUCAUCUCUAGACAGAACGCAUCUCCUUCCUGAGCGGUAUGACGGCUGUGUGGUCCCAUGGUGUUUAUACUUGCGUACUGUUGUUUGUACUGAUGAAUGUGGUACCUUCAGGCGUUUGGAAAUUGCUCCCAAGGAUGAACCAGACUUGUGGAGGUCUACAAAUUUUUUUCUGAGGUCUUGGCUGAUUUCUUUUGAUUUUCCUAUGAUGUCAAGCAAAGAGGCACUGAGUUUGAAGGUAGGCCUUGAAAUACAUCCACAGGUACACCUCCAAUUGACUCAAAUGAUGUAAAUUAGCCUAUCAGAAGCUAUUAAAGCCAUGACAUCAUUUUCUGGAAUUUUCCAAGCUGUUUAAAGGCACAGUCAACUUAGUGUAUGUAAACUUCUGACCCACUGGAAUUGUGAUACAGUGAAUUAUAAGUGAAAUAAUCUGUCUGUAAACAAUUGUUGGAAAAAUUACUUGUGUCAUGCACAAAGUAGAUGUCCUAACCGACUUGCCAAAACUAUAGUUUGUUAACAAGACAUUUGUGGAGUGGUUGAAAAACGAUUUUUAAUGACUCCAACCUAAGUGUAUGUAAACUUCCGACUUCAACUGUAGAUGCUUGUGUAAGAUAUUACACCGAGAGAACACACCUAAAUGGAGAAGAUGGUAAACUGUGUCUUGUUGUGAGGUAAUUUCCCAGAUUGAAGUUUUUCUGGAGAAAUAGUGUUGUCUAAUGCCUGUUCUCACGCACACACCGCACACACCCCCCACACACACACACACACACACACACAAACUAAGCCCUUUCCUCAACCCUGUGCCUAAGGGUACUUCCUCAAAUACACUUUAUUAGACAAUAUCUUUCUUAUUCUUUAAAAUAUAAUACAUUGAUAGCUUACUUGGUAUUAACAUCCACACACUGAUGCUCUUUAGGAGUUUGUAUUUCCAUUUCAUGGAAAUGUGGCCUUUUCUUAGCUUUGAUGAGAAUGUGAGACCUUUAAAACUGAGUGUUUUGUUAAUGGGUUCGUGAACUCUUAAUGAUAUCUUGUGGUGGUCUUUCUCUUCCAGGGAUCCUGAUGGGAGGCUUCAUAAAGAUCAUUGAGUUUCAUGAGCUAGCUAAUUGGAAGGUACACUACACACUUUCUUUGCUCUAAAUGUUUAAUUCCUGCAUGUUGAAUGGAGAGCCUCCCUUAAAAGUGCCUUUUAUUCUAGGAGUAGACUGAUAAACAUGCACAUAUUUUGUGGAUGAGUAGAGAUGUCAUUUUGUUUUGACAACUUUCUUACUGUCUAUCGGAGUCUGUGUCUGCCCCAGGUCCCCAGUGCCUGUGAUUCAUGCUACAAGACAGGUCGUGGGAGACAAUUCUCGCGAAUGGAUUUAGAAUAUUGAUAAAUGGCAGUUGGGACGUCGAGUGCGCAUCGUCUCAAUGCUCAUUUUGGCCAAAACACUUGCGGACUCGCAAGUGGCCAAUCGAUAAGGGCUUAGUGGCCAAGUGUUCGGUUUGAGAUUCAGCCUUAGUCUGGCCCGUGCCACACAUUAUCAUACUCUCCUUAAAAACUAAACAUUUCAUACACACUUACAGAUAUGCUACUUCUACUGUGUUCUGCCCUGCACAGUCGGCAUCCAGAGGUUUACGGCAGAAAUACAUUGCAUCCCAAAAGCUAUACAAGCCAAGCCCCUCAAUUUGUGUAACCCAAUCUGGAGCCAACAUAAACGUUUCCAUGUCUGAUACACACACGGUCUUCAUGUUGUUUACUGUGUGAUGGUGACUGAACCUAUCUAAGGGUUAUUUCAUGAGUCUCUCACACUCCUACUCUUCCUCUUUUUUAUUCUCCUCCCCUUUCUCUGUCUGCCCUCUCUCGCUCCCUGGCCCCUCUUUUUUGUUCUUCCAGCUCAUCUGUGUCCCUCUGUUCUGUCUUUCCUCUUGUAUUCAUACAGCCUCUCCCUCCCAUUCUCUCUCUUUUUCUUUGAGACAAUCUCUCUUCCUCUAGUUCUCACGAGAGAGUUUUUUUUUCUGGGAACACAGGGGUCAUUGUUCCAGAACCCGGGAGCCCCAGGGUGUUGCUGAGCCAUCAGUUCCAGUAACCAGAGCCCCUCCCCCCUUACCCCACUCCAUGUGGCCCCUGGUCCUCCAGAGCUGACUUUUUGCAUGGAUUGGGGCAUUGGAUGGCCGGACAGGGUUCUUUGGGAUGCCGUCUCUCUCUCACUUACUGUAGUUGUGAUCCAUGGGUACUGGUUCUAAUCCCCAUAUCUACAGUGCUAACCUCACACUGAGCUGUUUUUUUGGCGCUACCCCCAGGACCAUGCUGCUAACUGCCAAGGCCAUACUCUACCAACCCCUUUGGCAAUGACAGCUUGUCUUCCCUGGCUCUGCUCUCAUCCUUUUCCAUUCAUCCCUCCAUCUAUGUCCUCCACUCCCCAUCAUGUCUACUUUUCCCUUAUGUGUUUCCCUCCUGUUGUCCUUUCACUCGCUCCCUCCCUCCAUCUCCCAUUUCUCCUUCUCCUCCUGUGUCGUUUCUUUGCCGCCAGUUCUUUUUUUACCCCAUCCUCUCCUCCUCCACUCCAACAUGUUAAGUCUUUCUUUUCCCUUAUGUGCUUCCCUCCUCUCCUCCUUUCUCUCCAUCCAUCCAUCUCCCCUCUUCAGCAUGUGUAGUUUCAGUUCCCUUUGUUCUUCCCUGGCAGUCCUCCUGUCAUCCUUCUCCAUUUCCCCCAUGUCCACUGACACAGAUAAUGAACCAGUUUUAGGCAUGGAUUCUUGCUGGGUGCACUAGUGCUAAUACAAGUGAUGUAGUAAACCUCACACAAGGUAAUGGAUCAUUGAUUGGGUUUAUAUAGUCCUAGCACUUUCCCAAUGCAUCAAGUAAAAAAAAAAAACGCACACUGAUGCACGUUGCAGAUAGUACAGUCGUGGUCAAAAGUUUUGAGAAUGACACAAGUAUUGGUCUUCACAAAGUUCAGAUGCAGUGUUAUGAUAUAUUUUUGUCAGAUGUUACUAUGGUAUACUGAAGUAUAAUUACAAGCAUUCCAUAAGUGUCAACGGCUUUUAUUGACAAUUACAUUAAGUUUAUGCAAAGAGUCAAUAUUUGCAGUCUUGACCCUUCUUUUUCAAGACCUCUGCAAUCCGCCCUGGCAUGCUGUCAAUUAACUUCUGGGCCACAUCCUGACUGAUGGCAGCCCAUUCUUGCAUAAUCAAUUCUUGGAGUUUGUCAGAAUUUGUGGGUUUUUGUUUGUCCACCCGCCUCUUGAGGAUCGACCACAAGUUCUCAAUGCGAUUAAGGUCUGGGGAGUGUCCUGGCCAUGGACCCAAAAUGUCGAUGUUUUGUUCCCCGAGCCACUUAGUUAUCACUUUUGCCUUAUGGCAAGGUGCUCCAUCAUGCUGGAAAAGGCAUUGGUCGUCACCAAACUGUUAUUGGAUGGUUGAGAGAAGUUGCUCUCGGAGGAUGUGUUGGUACCAUUCUUUAAUCAUGGCUGUGUUCUUAGGCAAAAUUGUGAGUGAGCCCACUCUCUUGGCUGAGAAGCAACCCCACACAUGAAUGGUCUCAGGAUGCUUUACUGUUGGCAUGACACAGGACUGAUGGUAGCGCUCACCUUGUCUUCCCCGGACAAGCUUUUUUCCGGAUGCCCCAAACAAUCGGAAAGGGGAUUCAUCAGAGAAAAUGACUUUACCCCAGUCCUUAGCAGUCCAAUCCCUGUACCUUUUGCAGAAUAUCAGUCUGUCCCUAAUGUUUUUCCUGGAGAGAAGUGGCUUCUUUGCUGCCCUUCUUGACACCAGGCCAUCCUCCAAAAGUCUUCGCCUCACUGUGCGUGCAGAUGGACUCACACCUGCCUGCUGCCAUUCCUGAGCAAGCUCUGCACUGGUGGUGCCCCAAUCCAGCUGAAUCAACUUUAGGAGAUGGUCCUGGCGCUUGCUGGACUUUCUUGGGCGCCCUGACGCCGCCUUCACAACAAUUGAACCUCUCUCCUUGAAGUUCUUGAUGAUCCGAUAAAUGGUUGAUUUAGGUGCAAUCUUACUAGCAGCAAUAUCCUUGCCUGUGAAGCACUUUUUAUGCAAAGCAAUGAUGACGGCACGUGUUUCCUUGCAGGUAACCAUGGUUAACAGAGGAAGAACAAUGAUUUCAAGCACCACCCUCCUUUUUAAAGCUUCCAGUCUGUUAUUCUAACUCAAUCAGCAUGACAGAGUGAUCUCCAGCCUUGCCCUUGUCAACACUCUCACCUGUGUUAACGAGAGAAUCACUGACAUGAUGGCAGCUGGUCCUUUUGUGGCAGGGCUGAAAUGCAGUGGAAAUGUUUUUUUGGAAUUAAGUUCAUUUUCAUGGCAAAGAGGGACUUUGCAAUUCAUCUGAUCACUGUUCAUGACAUUCUGGAGUAUAUGCAAAUUGCCAUCAUUCUCAAAACUUUUCACCACGACUGUAGAUUGAGAGAAAAGGUAAAACAAUUUCCCAUCUUAGUUUCUAUUUUCUCUGGGUAUCCUGUUAAUGGCUGUUGUCCUUAUUCUCCUUCUAUGGCUUCAAUACCUCAGGAAUACAGCAAUGUACAAUUAUCCCAAACUGUUGAGAAAGAGAGAGGGGGAGGGGUGUGUGUGUGGGCUGCCCAUACAAGCAAGUCAGUGUGUAUGUGUGUGUGCUGAUUCAUCCCCGUGUAUUCCUACAUGUGCUAGUUAAACAUGUGCAUGCAUUCCGACCUGCAUGUCAACCUACGACUCUGUCAGUGUUAAUGCUAGUCUGCAUGUCAACAUACUACUCUGUCAGUGUUAAUGCUAGCCUGCAUGUCAACAUACGACUCUGUCAGUGUUAAUGCUAGCCUGCAUGUCAACAUACGACUCUGUCAGUGUUAAUGCUAGCCUGCAAGUCAACCUACGACUCUCAGUGUUAAUGCUAGCCUGCAUGUCUGCGUUCUGCUCUCCAGUUCAUGAAUAUGGUUGAGAUUGACCUUUCACCUUCUGCUGCUGGCUGUUUGCUUUAUGGAGCAGGUAGGCCUAGUCACUGUGUUGCCCCGAACAACUGAUGCAGGGUCAGAUAUAUAUUUUUAUCCUCUAAUGCUAAAGGUUAGGACUGUGGGUAUGGUAAUCUGUUCCUAGAUCUGUGGUUAAGGGCAAGCAUAUGCUGCUUUAUCGGAGUAGAAUGCCAACUGACUACCUGAAAGUACUUACGUUUUACCCUAAACCAUAAUAGUACAGUGUUACCUUUCUCUAAAACACGAAAGAAGGCCCCGUACUGUAUGGCUGCCGUUUUGCAUGCUCCGACCCAACUUUACUAUUUUGUGAUUUAUUUUGUUGUUUAUUUAUGGUCUAUUUUCACGUAAUGUAUCCGCUAUUAUUUCUUACAACCGACAAGAACUCUUGAACAUCAGAUCGGAAAUUACUUACCCCAAUUCCGCCUUCUACUUCGACUCAUCUGCCCUGGGCUUGUGUGUGUGUGUGUGUGUGUGUGAGAGCAGCACUCUUGAAGUCGAAGUGAAAGAUGUGUUUUGACAGAUCGAGGUCUGUUGCUUACAUAAAUAGGCCCUCUCUUUCCUGUCUUCUCAUCUCUCCUUCUCUUUUCAUUUUCUUUCAUCACCUUUCCACUCCUCGCUCCCGCUGACUGCAGUCACCUGAAUAAAAAUGAAAAAUAACUAAAUCAUUGCCAAAGAGGAAACGAGGUUGUGUGUGUUAACCACCAUGUCCCCCUAUAGGAAGAGGAGAUGUUUCGUCCCAACAUGUUCUUCCUCCUGCUCCUGCCGCCCAUCAUCUUCGAAUCAGGAUACUCUCUACAUAAGGUGUGUGUGGUGUGUGUUUUUACGAGCGUGUGUGACUGUGUGUUUUACAUCUGGUUCCUCUUGGUGUACUGUGAUAUUUGGUGCUCAUCUCUCCACCUCCAUGUGUUCUGUUUGCCAGGGUAACUUCUUCCAGAACAUUGGUUCCAUCACACUGUUUGCUGUCAUCGGCACGGCCAUCUCUGCCUUCAUCGUAGGAGGAGGGAUCUACUUCCUGGGACAGGUGAGGCUUCUAGAAGUCUCUAUCCCCCAUUCCACAUAUCUGUUGUAGCUAAUCCACCACCAGGGCUUGACUGAUGAGUAGUUCAUUAGUUUAGUGAGUUGUCUAGUGUUGAACUUUAAUGUAGAAUGUCACAAUGAAAUAGAAUGGCUUGGGGACCCUGGAGACCGGCUUGGAAAUCACUGUUCUAGAAUGAAAUAGAAUGGCUUGGGGAGACCGGUUUGGAAAUCACUGUUCUAGAAUGAAAUAGAAUGGCUUGGGGAGACCGGUUUGGAAAUCACUGUUCUAGAAUUAAAUAGAAUGGCUUGGGGAGACCGGUUUGGAAAUCACUGUUCUAGAAUUAAAUAGAAUGGCUUGGGGUGACCGGUUUCGAAAUCACUGUUCUAGAAUGAAAUGGAAUGGCUUGGGAAGAUCGGUUUGGAAAUCAAUGUUCUAGAAUUAAAUAGAAUGGCUUGGGAAGAUCGGUUUGGACAUCACUGUUCUAGAAUGAAAUAUAAUGGCUUGGGGAGACCGGUUUGGAAAUCACUGUUCUAGAAUUAAAUAGAAUGGCUUGGGGUGACCGGUUUGGAAAUCACUGUUCUAGAAUUAAAUAGAAUGGCUUGGGGAGACCGGUUUGGAAAUCACUGUUCUAUAAUUAAAUUGAUUUGCAAUGAAUUGAUUUGUGUAAAAAAAACGUAUUCAAGAUGUACAAUGUAUUCCCAGAGGAUAGCACUUAAAAGUAUGAAUUAGAACUCAUGUUUCCAAAGGUGUCCUCGACGGUAACAUAUUUUUGGUAACAUUUUUCAUAGGUUACCAAACAUUUCACUGGCAUUGACACAACGAGUGUGAUUGCAUUGUCAGUCCAGGAAUAUGUGUGAGAAACUGAGGAACCUUUCACAAAACAACCACAAAAUAGUAAUGAGCAUGAGCAGUCUUUUGAGACAUGCGGCACUCCUCAGUGUUGCAAACUGUUGUGCAAUGCUGCGUCACUGAACAAAUCCCACCAAAUGGUUUGUAUUGCAUAUGAGUGAUGUUUCCUGUCUCUCUCUCUUUCUCACAGGCCGAUGUGAUCUACAAGAUGAGUAUGACAGACAGGUGAGGAGAUCAGUAUGACUGACAGACAGGUGAGGAGAUCAGUAUGACUGACAGACAGGUGAGGAGAUCAGUAUGACUGACAGACAGGUGAGGAGAUCAGUAUGACUGACAGACAGGUGAGGAGAUCAGUAUGACUGACAGACAGACAGGUGAGGAGAUCAGUAUGACUGACUGACAGACAGACAGGUGAGGAGAUCAGUAUGACUGACAGACAGACAGGUGAGGAGAUCAGUAUGACUGACAGACAGACAGGUGAGGAGAUCAGUAUGACUGACAGACAGACAGGUGAGGAGAUCAGUAUGACUGACAGACAGACAGGUGAGGAGAUCAGUAUGACUGACAGACAGACAGGUGAGGAGAUCAGUAUGACUGACUGACAGACAGACAGGUGAGGAGAUCAGUAUGACUGACAGGUGAGGAGUUUACCUGUGUAGCUACUAGGGUUGGGCGUUAUCCAGAUUUGUAUACCUUCAUACCGUUCCUGUACCAUACCGGGGUAUAUGGUAUUAAUGGCAGUGCACACAAGGGGCUUUAUUUCAAAAAGAUAUACACUGAGUAGACAAAACAUUACGAACACCUGCUCUUUCCAUGACAUAGACUGACCAGGUGAAAGCUGUGAUCCUUAUUGAUGUCACUUGUUAAAUCCAUUUAAAUCAGUGUAGAUGAAGGGGAGGAGACAGGUUAAAGAAUGAUUUUUAAGCCUUGAGACAAUUGAGACAUGGAUUGUGUAUGUGUGCCAUUCAGAGGGUGAAUGGGCAAGACAAAAUAUUUAAGUGCCUUUGAAUGGGGUAUGGUAGUAGGUGCCAGGCGCACAGGUUUGUGUCAAGAACUGCAACGCUGCUGGGUUUUUCAUGCUCUAGUUUCCUGUGUGUAUCAAGAAUGGUCCCAGCAUCCCUGUGGAACGCUUUCAACACCUUGUAUAGUCUCUGCCCAGACAAAUUGAGGCUGUUCUGUGGGCAAAAGGGGGGGCAGCAGGGAUUGAUUAUCUCUGCUGUAACUAAGAAGCUUGAUCUUGCAGGCUAGCCACUUGGCUAUCAAGGUAGCAAACCAAAUGCAUAGCUGGAGCCCUGAGCUGGAUAUAAUUGAUUUGUGAUCAUUUAUCUUAGAUAGUUAACUUGUUAUAAGCAGUGGCGUCCCCUCCCCCAAACCCCGGUAUACGGUAUACCGCCAAAGCCUAGUAGCUACAGUGUUAUCUACUUAACAAUAGUGUAUCCUUUCAUUAAAAAAGCAGAUAUUUUCCUCUCCACACGGACUGAGCAUAUUUCCAGUGCUGAGGAAAGGAGAGGAGGGGAACAGCCUUAGGAUGAGGAAGUGGUGUGUUUGUGGGUUCUCCCAAUGUCUCUGUAGUCAUAUGCUGUGGAGUGUCUGUUGUCAGUAGUCAGUGUGUUUUUGUGAAUCAAUCUCUGCCUUUCUGUGUGUAAGUUUUCCUUGACUAUGUGUGAUCUACCCUUUUCCUACUGUUUUUAACCAUGAUUUAAACAGCCUGUAAAAUAAUUGCAAAUCCAAAGCUUUGUCCAACAAAUUUUUGUCCCACUCUCUCCUGUAGCUUUGCGUUUGGUUCUCUGAUCUCGGCUGUGGACCCCGUAGCAACCAUCGCCAUCUUCAAUGCCCUCAACGUGGACCCUGUCCUCAACAUGCUGGUGUUUGGAGAGAGCAUCCUCAACGACGCGGUCUCCAUCGUACUCACCAAGUACAUCAUCCUCCUACUCAUCCCCUUUUCCCUCAUCCUCCUCUUCCUCCACAUACUGUUUUAUCUAGGCACUACAUUUUAUCAAGGCACUACAUGUGUAUCUUCUGGUAAAGGCCAGUAUAAUGAGUAUACUUCUUAGAGUCAGUGCACUCACCUUCUGUCUCUGUGUUGUACUUGUAAAUGUCAGAUGAGCUGCCAUGCUCCUCUGGGGCCUGGCCAGUCUUCUCCUGACCUUUGACCUUUUGACCUACUCUGCUUUGUCUGUCUGUCUGCUUUAUGCUGAUAGAAAGAACAACAUAAACACAACAAGCUCUGAGGAAAGAGACGGUGACUAUUUCACAGCCUAACAGAGGCAUGCAGAGUGACAUUACUGACACACCUACAGCCUAACCAUCAGAAACAUGGCAGAAUGACAAGACAAUGUCUCAUCUGUUGCCAAGCCUUUCUUUUCACCUACACAACAUGACCAAAAGUAUGUGGACACCUGCUCGUUGAACAUCUCAUUCCAAAAUCAUGGGCCUUAAUAUGGAGUUGGUCCUCCCUUUGCUGCUAUAACAACCUCCACUCUUCUGGGAAGGCUUUCCACUAGAUGUUGGAACAUUGCUGCGGGGACUUGCUUCCAUUCAGCCACAAGAGCAUUAGUGAGGUCGGGCACUGAUGUUGGGCGAUUAGGCCUGGCUUGCAGUCGGCGUUCCAAUUCAUCCCAAAAGUCUUCGAUGGGGUUGAGGUCAUAGCUCUGUGCAGGCCAGUCAAGUUCUUCCACACCGAUCUUGACAAACCAUUUCAGGUAUGGACCUUGCUUUGUGCUCGGGGGCAUUGUCAUGCUGAAACAGGAAAGGGCCUUCCCCAAACUGUUGCCAUAAAGUUUGAAGCACAGGAUUGUCUAGAUUGUCAUUGUAUGCUGUAGCGUUAACAUUUCCCUUCACUGGAACAAAGGGGCCUAGCCCAAACCAUGAAAAACUGCCUUUCCUCCACCAAACUUGGCACUAUGCAUUGGGGCAAGUAGCGUUCUCCCGGCAUCCGCCAAACCCAUAUUUGUCUGUCGGACUGCCAGAUGGUGAAGAUUGCUUCAGAGAACGUGUUUCCACUGCUCCAGAGUCCAAUGGCAGCGAGCUUUACACCACUGCAACAUACACUUGGCAUUGCGCAUGGUGAUCUUUGGCUUGUGUGCAGCUGCUCGGCCAUGGAAACCCAUUUCAUGAAGCUCCUGACGAACAGUUCUUGUGCUGACGUUGCUUCCAGAGGUAGUUUGGAACUUGGUAGUGAGUGUUGCAACCGUGGACAGACUAUUUUUACGCGCUUCAGCACUCGGCGGUCCCGUUCUGUGAGCUUUUGUGGCCUACCACUUCGCGGCUGAGCCAUUGUUGCUCUUAGAUGUUUCCACUUCACAAUAACAGCGCUUACAGUUGACCGGGGCAGCUCUAGCAGGGCAGAAGUUUGACCAACUGACUUAUUGGAAAGGUGGCAUCCUAUGAUGGUGCCAUAUUGAAAGUCACUGAGCUCUUCAGUAAAGCCAUUCUACUGCCAAUCUCUGUCUCUGUCUGUCUGUCACUACCAUGGUGCUCUCACGUGUUGCCUCGCCCGUAUAAAUUAAAUUAACCCAUGCACAGUUGGCCGCUGAUGGCGGGUGUUACCAACUUAUGGGAACACCUUCCUAGAGAGCAGCAGACCGCUCCUUGACUCUCUCACAUUACCACCAUGUGACUGACACCUAGCCGUAACGUGCUAAGUAGCCAUGCUAGCCAGAAAUGGUAGUAAUUGCACUAGCUGUAAAAACACGUGCCACUGCCAGAUCAUUAGCACUAUUUGGUGGUAUCAAUGAUUGAAUACUCUGGCUGCUAUUUGAUCUAGCCUGGUUACCUCUUCUGUUCUCUAUUGUUCCUCAAGCAAGGGGGGAGGGGGAUGACAUCACGGAUUAACAUCAGAGCAACACCUUGAAUGCCCUACUACUUGAAGUUUGCAGUUGUCUUAAAAACACUAUUUUGCUCAACAUAUUUUUUUUUACACUUUACUGUGUGUACUUUACUGUAUUUAUACUUGGAAUAUUGCAUUUCAACAGUAAAAGUUCAAAAAUUGCUGAAGGACAUCUUUAAGAGUGCUUGAGCCACACUGGAGUGCCAGACCCUGAGAUCAAACAAUAACAUCCUUUGCUAAAAACAAAACUACCAAACUACUUGGGUGCCCUUUCUGUAACCACCUGCCACUAAUGGGUUGAAACAGACCAAACACGCUCCAGUAGCCAAGGUCCCAAUCUGUUUCUGUUCUGUUUCACUUGACUAGGACAGAGGAAGAGACUGGGACAGAGACAGACGACUGUUUUAUUUUAACCCAUUAGUGACAGGUUCGUAGUGCUGGAGCGAUUAACCGAAAUGUAGGUAAUUUUUUUGACUUUGGUUCAAUUAUUUCAAUUCAGUUUUUUUCCCUCUAGAGAAAUAGAGCAAAGUGCGCAUUGAGCUCAGAGAUAAAUCAGAUCAAGCCUGAACUGUGCGAUGUAGAAGGGAGUUGUAGUUUCCAACAGUCCAAUAUUCUACUUAGUUUAGUGCAGAAAACGUGUUAAUUGACUACAAUGACCAUUAUCCAUUGCGUGACCAACUUUGUCUGGUCUGUGUGGUUCUUUUUAUGCCUACUACAUUAGGUUAUAGCUUCGUGUGUUGCAGACACUGAGAGGUAAGAGACAGAAGAGGGAUAGAGAGCAGUUGCUACUGUAUUUCUACCUGAAAAUACAUGAUCUAAGAGUGAUUGAUAGUUGGUAUUCAGCAGUCAUAAAAAUAUGCCUUAUUUACAAAAUAGGGAUUUUAUCAGACAGCAUAGGCAGCAGCUCUGUAGAGAUGAGAUGAUGACUUGGAAUGAAACAUCAAAUAAAACAAUUGUAAUAUAAACCUGAAAUAUUUUGGUAAAGUAAUGUGAAUAAAUAAUGGUUAAUAAGUGAUAAGCAGUAAUUGGCAGUCACUUCCAUCACAGGACUUUUAUUCAUUGUUUUAUUCUGUGGGACAGCAUUCAACCCAUAUAAUGCAUAGUGCAUUACAUGUUUUUAUUUUUUUAGUAUCGAAAUCCGUGAUUUAUUGUUUUAUGAUCUAACUAAAACCGAACCGACCUCAAAAAGCACUAAUCGCUCAGUACUACAGGUUAGUUUUAUAGUUCUUAGUAAAUGUCCUUGUUUGAUUGAAGGAACUGGGCCUAUUGUAUUCAGACAUCAGAUAUACUGUGUCCCUUGUGUCAUCUUUGACUGACUAUGUUACAGGGAAAUACUUUUUAAUUUUUUUAACUAGGCAAGUCAGUUAAGAACAAAUUCUUAUUUACAAUGACGGCCUACACCGGCCAAACCUGGACAAUGCUGGGCCAAUUAUGCGCCGCCCUAUGGAAUCGAACCAGGGGGUCUGUAGUGACGCCUCAAGCACUGAGAUGCAGUGCCUUGGACUGCUGCGCCACUCAGGAGCCCCGUGAUGUCAUCCCCCUCCCCCCUUGCUUGAGGAACAAUAGAGACUUGUCAUGUCUCCAAUGUGUACAGAGCAAUCUGAUAACCCUGUGUUGGGAGAACAGGUUCUCACACAGACGGGCAGGAAGACACACACACACACAUACACUUAUGCACAUUGCAAAUAGUAGAUUGAGAGAAGGUUAAACAUUUUUUUUAGUGAUGCAACGUCACUGCCCUCUUGUGUGACAUCAUAUUAGUGCAUGUUGGAUGAAUUACUCUAUGGCCUUCUGGCAAAAUGAAAAGCAUACACACUUGCAGGCUGAAUCUUUUAGUUCAAAUUGGUUACAUAUUCCCUCCCCAAGGUAAUCUAUUAUAAUGUAUUAUAUUUCCCAAGUAAUUAUUGACUUACAUAAAACCAUAUUAAAUACUCUAUGCCUAAAAUCACACUGAUGUAUUCUUUUCCCUCUUUAUCUCAUUGUGUCAUUCAGUACGGCGGAGGGUUUUGCCCGGGAUGAUAACGCCAUGGUAACGGGCUGGGAGACGUUCCUCCAGGCGUUGGGAUACUUCCUCAAGAUGUUCUUCGGUUCCGCUGCCCUCGGAACCCUCACUGGACUCAUAUCUGCCAUCGUAUCCUCUCUGUGUGUGUGUGUGUGUGAUUGAGUGUUUUGGGUAGUAUGUUGAUAAUAUUUCCAUUUAACAUCUUCAUACACCUUGUAAACACGAGCCUGUUACAGUUUUACCCUUAACCCUUGACCCCUGUGCCAGUUCCUGAAACACUUUGACCUGAGGAAGACUCCGUCUUUAGAGUUUGGCAUGAUGAUCAUCUUUGCCUACCUGCCCUACGGCCUGGCAGAGGGCAUCAAACUCUCUGGUGAGUCCUCUCAUGUCAGUGUAUACGCACGCACACAAUGAAAUGUCAUUCAUUUUUCUACGCAAUUGCUACCGUCUCGUUCACCCCCCCCCUAUCUCUCUGUGCAGGUAUCAUGUCUAUCCUGUUUUCAGGGAUUGUGAUGUCACACUACACCCAUCACAACCUGUCUCCUGUCACUCAGAUCCUGAUGCAGCAGACCCUCCGCUCGGUGGCCUUCAUGUGUGGUCAGCACUCCUCUUUCUGCCUCACCAGUCCUUUCCCCCAUAUCCUGUUGUAAAAAACAAUGACUUGUGUUAUUUAUUUUUAUUUAUUUAACCAGGUAAGACCCAUUAAGGUUAAAAAAAAAUAUUACAAAAAAAUACAAAAUACACACAAAAGACAAAGCGUCACAAGUUUAUGUUUUCUUCUCAACAGAGACGUGUGUGUUUGCCUUCCUGGGUCUCUCCAUCUUCAGCUUCCCUCACAAGUUUGAGCUUUCCUUCGUCAUCUGGUGUAUAGUAAGUACUCCCAACUGUAGUGACCAGGUAUAGCCUGGCAUUACUUACCAACCUGUAGUGACCAGGUAUAGCCUGGCAUUACUUACCAACCUGUAGUGACCAGGUAUAGCCUGGCAUUACUUACCAACCUGUAGUGACCAGGUAUAGCCUAUCAUUACUUACCAACCUGUAGUGACCAGAUAUACAUUACCAGUCAAAAGUUUGGACACACUUACUCAUUCCAGGGUUUUUCUUUAUUUUUUACUAUUUUCUACAUUGUAGACUAAUAGUGAAGACAUCAAAACUAUAAAAUAACACCUAUGGAAUCAUGUAGUAAACUAAAAAGUGUUAAACAAAUCAAAAUAUAUUUUAUAUUGGAGAUUCUUCAAAUAGCCACCCUUUGCCUUGAUGACAGCUUUUCACACUCUUGGCAUUCUCUCAACCAGCUUCACCUGGAAUGCUUUUCCUUCACUCUGCGGUCCGACUCAUCCCAAACCAUCUCAAUUGGGUUGAGGUCGGGGGAUUGUGGAGGCCAGGGCAUCUGAUGCAGCACUCCAUCACUCUCCUUCUUGGUAAAAUAGCCCUUACACAGCCAGGAGGUGUGUUGAGUCAUUGUCCUGUUGAAAAACAAAUGAUAGUCCCACUAAGUCAAAACCAGAUGGCGUAUCACUGCAGAAUGCUGUGGUAGCCAUGCUGGUUAAGUGUGCCUUGAAUUCUAAAUAAAUCACAGACAGUGUCACCAACAAAGCACCCCCACACCAUAACACCUCCUCCUCCAUGCUUUACGGUGGGAAAUACACAUGCGGAGAUCAUCCGUUCACCCACACCGCGUCUCACAAAGCCACAGCGAUUGGAACUAAAAAUCUCACAUUUGGAGACCAGACCAAAGGACACAUUUCCACCGGUCCUAUUGUCUAUUGCCCGUGUUUCUUGGCCCAAGCAAGUCUCUUCUUAUUAUUGGUGUCCUUUAGUAGUGGUUUCUUUGCAGCAAUUCGACCAUGAAGGUCUCCUCUGAACAGUUGAUGUUGAGAUGUGUCUGUUACUUGAACUCUGUGAAGCAUUUAUUUAGGCUGCAAUUUCUGAGGCUGGUAACUCUAAUGAACUUAUCCUCUGCAGCAGAGGUAACUCUGCGUCUUCCAUUCCUGUGGUGGUCCUCAUGAGAGCCAGUUUCAUCAUAGCGCUUGAUGGUUUUUGCGACUGCACUUGAAGAAACUUUCAAAGUUCUUGAAAUUUUCUGGAUUGACUGACCUUCAUGUCUUAAAGUAAUGAUGUUGUUUCUCUUUGCUUAUUUGAGGUGUUCUUGCCAUAAUAUGGACUUGGUCUUUUACCAAAUAAGGCUAUCUUCUGUAUACCCCCUACCUUGUCACAACACAACUGAUUGGCUCAAACGCAUUAAGAAGGAACAGAUUAACUUUUAAGAGAGCACACCUGUUUAAGCACACCUAUUUAAAUGCAUUCUCAUGAAGCUCGUUGAGAGAAUGCCAAGAGUGUGCAAAGCUGUCAUCAAGGCAAACGGUGGCUAUUUGAAGAAUCUCAUAUAUAAAAUAUAAUUUGAUUUGUUUAACACUUUUUUGGUUACUACAUGAUUCCAUAGGUGUUAUUUCAUAGUUUUGAUGUCUUCACUAUUAUUCUACAAUGUAAAAAUAAAGAGAAACCCAUGAAUGAGUAGUUGUGUCCAAACUUUUGACUGGCAGUGUAUCCUAGCAUUACUACCAACUUGUAGUGACCAGGUAUAGCCUAGCAAUGUUCCCUCUAAGAUGCUCCCCGGGACUGCCGAGCAGAAAUAUCAGCGCGCGCAGAGAAGCACGAGAUUGAACUUCACUCAACUUUCUAGAGUUUUCCCCGUUAGUUAACACUAUCAACAUUUCCCUUUACUGUGGGAAUUGUUAUUGAAUCAACACAAUAUUAGCCACUUUCAAUGCAACAUACCGAAACGAACUAUGCAAGACUUAAGUGUGCAAAAAUAACUAUGCAAGAGAUUUUGUUGUAGGCAGAAUGCAUCAGAGUAGGAUUUUAUUGCAUUGACAGGCACGACUCAGGCCCGGUGCGCCAUAACCAAUCAGAGCUGCAGUAGGCCUAUAUGCAGACCAUUGCCAUAUAUGGAUCUGUGCCAUUCACUUUGAACUGGACUGUUUUUACAGCAUGAGUGAUAGUGAGUAGAUGCACUUGUUUUGAGAUCAAAGCGAGAGCUACUUGUAGGGACGUGUGCACAUUUGUGCAUUUGUUCAUAUCCUUUGCUCGUUAGUGAGUUAUUAGCCCAGUUACAGAUAAUUUGUAGUCAGCAAAAAGGGAAGUUAUUGCUUCGUACAAGAGCACAAAACGUGUGCUUUUCUAGACAUCUUUGAAAAGUGAGUUAGGUAAAGAGCUUUAUUUUGUCUUAAAGGGGCAGUGUUUUAUUUUGAGACAGGCUUGAAUAAGCUAAGUAGCCAAUAGGCAGAGGGUAGCAUAAUUUGUCUGAUUCUCUGUAAUAAUGGUAUGGGAAAAAUGAUGUAUUUUAUUUUGUAAAGUGGUUUCUUGCAUCAUUUUCAGUCACAUCCUUGUCUGAAGGACAAGUGGGUGAACAGGUUAAUGUCAAGCCCUGCAUGUUUUUUUCAAAAGUCUCAUGGAAUGUAUGUAGGCCUACAUUGAACUGCACACAUUGGCUGCUACUGUAGGCUGAACAAUAGAACAGCUAUUUCCAUGUUAAAUGUUAUGGGAUGCAUUUUCUCCAUUGUUUUUGAUGGUAGGCCACUCUGGUAGGCCGACAUUAUGAUCAAAUAGCCACAGGAGCCUACUUGGCAACUGUUUAAAACUAAUUUAAAGCGGGUACAGCCUCAGUGUUUGCAGUAAACACGUGCCGGAAGUUGCACAGAAUGUUCACAACUUUCAAGUUUGCACUCAGCAGACCUGAAAUUUGCUCAGUGAUGAGGGAACAUUGCCACCUAGCAUUAGCAUUCUAUACUACACUACAACGGGUUGAGCCGAGAGUUAGGGUAGGUUUAGGGUUGAGCCGAGAUGUGGACAUAAGGGUAGGGUUAGGGUUGAACCAGGAUGUGGACAUGAAGUUAGGGUUAGGGGUAGAGGUUAGGGUUAGUGGUAGAGGUUAGGGUUUAACCAGGAUGUAGACAUGAAGCUAGGGUUAGGGGUAGAGGUUAGGGUUUUUCCAGGAUGUAGACAUGAAGUUAGGGUUAGGGGUAGAGGUUAGGGUUUAACCAGGAUGUGGACAUGAAGUUAGGGUUAGGGGUAGAGGUUAGGGUUUUUCCAGGAUGUAGACAUGAAGCUAGGGUUAGGGGUAGAGGUUAGGGUUUAACCAGGAUGUAGACAUGAAGCUAGGGUUAGGGGUAGAGGUUAGGGUUUAACCAGGAUGUGGACAUGAAGCUAGGGUUAGGGGUAGAGAUUAGGGUUUAACCAGGAUAUAGACAUGAAGCUAGGGUUAGUGGGUAGAGAUUAGGGUUUAACCAGGAUGUAGACAUGAAGCUAAGGUUAGGGGUAGAGGUUACUGUUUGUUCUGAGCUUUGUAUUCUACCUCUCUCCAGGUGCUGGUGUUAGUAGGUCGGGCCGUGAAUAUUUUCCCUCUCUCCUUCCUGCUCAACUUCUUCAGAGACCACAAGAUCACACCCAAGAUGAUGUUCAUCAUGUGGUUCAGUGGUAAGUAGAGCAUUUCUCCACUACUCUAAUACACCUCUGUCGGUUUGGCUCUACUGUCCAUCCCUCACUCCUCUCCUCUGUUAGGUCUGAGAGGUGCCAUCCCCUAUGCCCUGAGCCUUCAUCUUGGACUAGAGCCCAUAGAGAAGCGCCAGUUGAUUGGCACCACCACCAUCAUCAUUGUCCUCUUCACCAUCCUCCUCCUUGGCAGCGGGACCAUGCCCCUCAUCCGCAUCAUGGACAACGAGGAGAGCCAAUCCCGACGCAAGAGCAAGAAGGACAUCAACCUCAGCAAGACGGAGAAAAUGGUAAAAAACCUGGCAGUGAUUUACCCUAGUUCAUGUAGACAUACACAAGCAGACCGAUGUUAAUGAACACACGCUAGCACUCUCUUUCUGGUAAAGAGGUUUCUUGUGGUGUUGCCUCUCCUCUCGUAUGGUGUCAGUCCCUUCCUGUUGUCUCUGUAUUGGUGUUGCCUCUCCUCUCGUAUGGUGUCAGUCCCUUCCUGUUGUCUCUGUAUUGGUGUUGCCUCUCCUCUCGUAUGGUGUCAGUCCCUUCCUGUUGUCUCUGUAUUGGUGUUGCCUCUCCUCUCGUAUGGUGUCAGUCCCUUCCUGUUGUCUCUGUAUUGGUGUUGCCUCUCCUCUCGUAUGGUGUCAGUCCCUUCCUGUUGUCUCUGUAUUGGUGUUGCCUCUCCUCUCGUAUGGUGUCAGUCCCUUCCUGUUGUCUCUGUAUUGGUGUUGCCUCUCCUCUCGUAUGGUGUCAGUCCCUUCCUGUUGUCUCUGUAUUGGUGUUGCCUCUCCUCUCGUAUGGUGUCAGUCCCUUCCUGUUGUCUCAGUGUUGUUGUGUUGCCUCUCCUCUCGUAUGGCGUUAGUCCCUUCCUGUUGUCUCAGUGAGAAGAACACUUCAAAGGCCUUACUCACGCAAGCAUCAGUCACAUGAGACCAGGAGACGAAGCCGAUCACAAACAGUAGAAAUAUUUCAUCAGCCUUUCUCCCUCCCUCAUUCGCGCUCUCUUUCUCACUAGUUCAUUCAUCCCUCUGCUUUUCCCCUCUCUUUCUUGGUAUCUGUUCCCUCUCCCUCCCUUUAUCUCUCCCUCCCUACCUCCCCACCCUUCUCAUCCCUCCCUCCCUUCUCCCUCCUCCCUCCUCCUCCCUCCCCCUGUCCCCAGGGUAAUGCCCUAGAGUUGGAGCACCUGUCUGAGUUGACAGAGGAGGAGUAUGAGGCUCAGAUCUACCAGAGGCAGGACCUGAAGGGCUUCAUGUGGCUGGAUGCCAAAUACCUCAACCCCUUCUUCACACGACGACUCACACAGGAGGUAAGGGCCAUGUCAGAGUUUGUGUCCCUCAUUCUUAAACAGCAAGUGUGUGUGUGACAUGUAAUCCCACCUUGGUUUUAGCUGUGCCACGCUCCCUGACACCAUGUUUAAUUGGUGUAUACACAUGCAUGCACAUAUGUUCAUAUUUGAUUCAUAAGCACCCAGUCAUAUUAGUUUGAAAGAUGCAUACAUCUCCCUUGUUCUCCACUCCCUUGAAUUUCUCAGCUGUAUUCCGUUGCUGUGAGUUUGAGUGUCUGUGCAUUUUCUUUCUGUGCGUUUGUGUUUGUGUUUGUGUGUGUGUGUGUGUGUGUGUGUGUGUGUGUGUGUUUUCUCUGUGUGUGUUCCAGGACCUCCUGCAUGGUCGGAUCCAGAUGAAAACUUUGACCAAUAAGUGGUACGAGGAGGUCCGACAGGGCCCGUCUGGUUCUGAGGACUAUGAAGACGAGAUUGAGCUACUCUGAACCCAACACACACACCUGAGUGUCGAUGAAUGGGCGGAAGAUGAACAGGGCGUGUGUCCUGGAUUCAGAGUGUGUAUGAAAGGACAGGAGACCGCAGAGAGGAACGCUUGUGGAGGAAUACCACUUGUUUCUGUUUCUUCUGUGCGUUUCUCACCUGUGUGUUCUUGACCACUAAUGACUAUUGUCAUUCUCUGUGGACUAUACCACUCUGCAGCCCACCUCCCCCACCUCACACCACUACCACUCCCCUACACCAUUUGAUUUGAGCCAAUCGAAAAUGCACUGUCUGUGAUGUCUGACAAACCGGGUGAAGCUGGGAACUGGCAAUCACACGUGAAUUUGCCAUUAUACCAUGUAAUGAUACUGAAAUUGAUGUGACCAUAAGGCUUUUCCAAGUGCCAACAUGUUACUACUCAGCUGUACACAGUAACUACAGAUAAGGUGCAUUGAACAUUGAUUGAAUCGUGGCCUAAGGAUAGUGGCCAAAUUCUGACCCUUGUGUGUGUAUGUAGUUACAUGAAAUUUUACCAAGAAAACAGAAUCCAUGUAACUACAUUUUAUUUGACAGAGGUUUGGAGGACUAGGGUUACAAAAGCGGGUUGAAGGGAAUCAAAAAGGAACUCCUGUGAAGAGAGAGAGAAGCCUCUCUAGCAAAGCAAUAUUACAACACUUUUUUUAUUGUUUAGUUCACCUUUCAAUGUGCUUUUACAUAUGCUGAUAACACAAUUUGAAUGUAUGCUUUAUAAACUGCUUAUAAGCAUUAUUGCAAUAAUUAUUUUAUUUUUUCAUAUGUAUGAUACCAGGUAAUAUUACUAUAUAACAUGAUUUAUAUAGUUAUAAUAAUAAUUUGAUUAUAAUAGUAAUAGUAGUUGAUCAACAGUUUAUAAGCAGGCUUUUUAAUAAGGAGAUAUCAGUGUAUUUCUUCAUGUGAAUCACUUUAUGAUGGAGACAAGGCACCAAUGAAUGUCUGGGUGAUGGGGGGGGUGGAGGUCUUGUGAAGUGUAUAUUUAUUUAUCUUUUAUAUUUAUUGGUUGAUCUAAUUUUAUUUGUUGCUGGGAUGAAGGCUUUUCUACAAACUCUUGUUCCACUGGGCAUUGCUGAAUAACACAUAAUGAAGAUAGAAAGUGGUAUUUUUCAUUUGAAAGAAUGUGAAUUAAAUUGGCUUAAAGUUAUACAUAAUACAGACAUGGGUUGUCAUGUAUGAUUCAUUCUUGUGUUUAAUUAUUGCACACACCUAUCCAACCCUCUCAGAU